GUAUAUGAUAGUUAUCCCGCUCCGCUGUAAAAAGGAGAACGAUAAACCCCGCGUUCCGUUGCUGCGCUGUUGCUCCAGCGAUAGCGGAGAGCGAUAUUUGCCGUUUGCAUGGAACGCUGGUUGUUGGUGCAUUACUUUUUGUGGUGAAUAGUGGUGCAUUUAUUUUUCUGGCUGGCUGCGUUGCUUCGCCAAACAUCACUAUGGCCAAACCAACGUGACCACCACAAUCCUGGACAAAAUAUGUUGAGACAAAUCACUUUUCUAGCAGUUCUGAGAGUGUUUUCCUUGUAACAGCACUACAAAUAGUGUUGUAGUUAUGUUGAAUGGUUGUCAGCCAAAUUUUAGACUACCUCUGUACUGUUUGUUUUUAGCAGCUAGCCCCCACCCCUGUUCAAUGUUUAGUCAGUUCAGUGUGGAAGGCAAGUGUUGCAGCUAGCUAUCUAGCUCAUCAGCUCAUCUCCAUGUUUUGCUUGAAUUAUUAUAGCAGUAAGAUAUUAUGCCUUUUGCAAAGUCUAACAGGAAAGGGUCACGGAUCAUUCGCACAACUCUCAGAAACGGUUAUACAAGAAGUGUUUUCAAGUCAUUUCAGCCGGUGACAAGCAAUUCCUCUGCAAGCAUAACUACCAUAGAAGAAACAAAUAAUACAAGUGCUAUUGAGGACCCUUUAGUGCAAACCGAACAAUUUGAUAUUGAAGAACAUGAUAAUGUACAGUUUUUGUUGAGUGGGGAUAUAGUUAAAAAAAAAAGAUGUGGCGGUUAUGAAAGAAACAAAGAGAAAGAAUUACAUUCCUGGAGUUCUGUCACUUCUAACAUUUGUGAAAAUUAUGCUGAAAAAUUCAACCUUUUGCUUCUUCAAAAGUGUACGGUAUGUGAUUCGUCGUUUGAGGAAGGGCUUGUUUGGUGCAAAGACUGUGGUCCACUUGCGACAUAUUGCCAGGGUUGUGCAGACGUUUCCCAUAAGAACAUUGCAUUUCAUAAUGCAAUUACUUUAAAGCCAAACUUUGACAUGAUGACAUAUACAUUUCACAACGAAUUACACGAUGCUCACUGUUAUUCCUGUUCAAACAAAUAUUUUCGAGUAAUAACAAUUGUUUCAGAAAAAGGUUGUCUCCAUCAGUGUGAAGUCUGGUUCUGCACAUGUGAAUCUGAAUUUUCGAAGUUGUUAAAGUAUGAUUUAUGGCCAUCAACACCUACUAAACCUUCUACUGCCAUCUCAAUAAAAUUGCUGGACCAAUUCGUUGCAUUGCAAAUGGAGGGUAAAAUUUCUUUCACUUCAUUUAUUGAUGGAAUGUCAUGGAAAACUGGUAUGCAUAACCAAACUCUGAAACGCGUAUUAACACGUUUUAUGCAAACAGACUCCAUUGACCAAUACCGUCAAUUCCAGCGACAGUUGAGGGAUCUAUGGUUUUCAGACUUAACAGGAAAAAAACCCAACCAAUGUCCAGCAUGUCCAAUAGAUGCUGGGAGUGUUUUCUAUUGCAUGGAUGCUAAUUUUGGACUUGUUUUAAAAAGCUCUGCAUCAAAAUCAAAGAAUACCCCAAACAAUGACAAAAAUCAUUUUAUUGAAGAUGACGAAGUUGACACAUUCAUGUCUAGCUAUGAUGACAAAGCUGUGGAAAAUAAGGAAUGUAAUAACUUUCAAGCAGGGAACCGUAUCCGUUCAAAAAGAAAAAGUUCAAAGCUUAGUGUGACAGGUGUUUUUGGUGUAUCUUGUCGGCAUGAAAUUCCAAAGCUCUUUCUUAACAUGCGACAUGGCGAGAGAAUUGGUUAUGCGGUAUUAAUGAUGAAUAAAAUCCUAGCUGAAGUGUUGGGUAAAGAUAUUGACGUCCAUAUUAUGUAUGAUAUUGCCUGUCAGAAAAAAGGAACGUUAAGUAAAUACCCCAAAUUCAAAUUAGGGAUACCAGUAUUUCACGCAUAUGGGCACAAAAGUUCUUGUCAGAAUCUUUGUAAUAGUAACCGUUUUCCACAUUUUCAUUGUUAG
Messenger RNA from Hydractinia symbiolongicarpus, 1981 nucleotides. RefSeq lists its product as uncharacterized. The transcript has 9 exons. Lineage: Eukaryota; Metazoa; Cnidaria; Hydrozoa; Anthoathecata; Hydractiniidae. The coding region runs from base 497 to 1981 and encodes 494 amino acids. The record is from RefSeq and is a predicted model, not a curated record.